Messenger RNA from Acanthosepion pharaonis, 876 nucleotides. The record is from the annotation of a GenBank genome assembly. Lineage: Eukaryota; Metazoa; Mollusca; Cephalopoda; Sepiida; Sepiidae.
AUGCGUAAUUUGCAUGCAAUAAAGACUUCGCUAUUGGAUUUCAUUGUUUACAGAGUAAAACAUCGUACGUUCGUAUUUUGGUCAAACCAUUCUUUUUCUUUCGUUGCUUCCUCAUUGUUUUACAUUUUUAUUUUACCUCUCUCUCAUUCUCUCUAUUUCUGUCUUUUUCCGUCUUUCUAUAUCUUUUUUCUCUCUCUGUCUCUCUCUCUUUCUCUCUCCCUCGCUCAGAUACACAAAUUAAAAGGCCUUUUUUCAUCUCACCCCCUUUGCUGUCAGCUUCCAGCAUAUAUUUCCCUCUUUCGCUUUUCUUUUUCACUCUUUUUCUUCUUUAUUUCUCUUUUCUUUUUCUCUUUCUCUUUCUUCCCGUUUUCUCUCGCUCUUUCCUCCUUUUGUCUUUUUCCUUUCUCUCUCUUUCCUCUUUCUCUCUCUCUCUCUCACCUAUUUCUCUCUCUUUCCUCUUUCUCUCUCUUUCCACCUUUCCUCUUUCUCUUUCUUUACUCUUUCUCUCUCUUUCUUUUUUCUCUUUCCUUUUUCGCUCUCUUUCACCUUUAUCUCUUUUCUCUUUCUCCGUCUUUCCUCCUCUUUUAUCUUUUUUCAUCUUUUUUCUUUUACAUCCUCUUCCCUUUUUCACUCUCGCUUUUCUCUCCCUUAAUGUCCCCUAAUAUUUUUCAUUAUCUCUUCUCACCAUUUUGCUCGAUAACAUUAUCUCACGCUUCUUCUUCUACUACUACUACUACUAGUUGUAGUAGUAGUAGUACCUCUUCUUUCUUUCUUUCUUUCUUUUUUCUUUCUUUCUUUCUUUCUUUCUUUCUUUCUUUCUUUCUUUCUUUCUUUCUUUGCAGCAUUCCUCUAGGCAACCUGCAUCUAACUACGUAG